CGGGUGGGUGCGUGGCUCCCGGGCUUCUCCCGCGGCUCCUCCUGCUCCCGGCGCUUGGCUGCGGCUCGCGGGGCUCCCGGGCGUGCAGCGGCGUCGCGGCCGCCCGUGGGCGGCGGUAGCGGAGCCCGGAAAGACGCGCUGUGGGCUUGGCGGCGGGCGCGGCUGCCCCGGGCGCCCCGGGGCAUCCCAGCCCGGCCUGGCGGGUUCAGGACGGCCCCUCCGUCCCCCAGCUCGCAGGAGACGCACAGAGAAAUAAAAUGCUCGGUAACACGCACUGACGGUGUCCAUAGGCGAGGCGUCGGCAUAGAGCAGUGCUAAGCAUGGAGGGAGAAGAGGAGGGAGAGGAGGAGGAAGACUAUAUGUCCGAUUUAUUUAUUAAACAGGAUGUCAGGCCAGGCUUGCCCAUGGUGAGGCGGGUGAAGGAAGCUAUUCAGAAAGAAGAAAAGCAAAAAGAAGCCAAUGAGAAGAACAGACAAAAAAGCAUAAAAGAAGAAGAAAAAGAGAGACGUGACUUGGUACUGAAAAGUGCAUUGGGCAGUGAGAACAAAGGCUUUGCUUUGCUCCAGAAGAUGGGCUACAAGAGCGGCCAGGCCCUUGGCAAAAGUGGAGAAGGCAUUGUUGAACCUAUUCCUCUGAACAUAAAAGCAGGUAGAAGUGGGCUUGGUCAUGAGGAAUUAAAAAAGCGAAAAGCUGAAGAAAAACUGGAAAACUAUAGACAAAAACUCCAUAUGAAAAAACAAGCAAAUGAACAAGCUGCGGAUCAGUUCAGAAUAAGAUUCAAAACCAAACAAGAAGAACGUAAGAUGGAAGGGGACCUGCGAAAAAGCCAGAGGGCCUGCCAGCAAUUAGAUGCGCAAAAAGAUAUUGAUAUGCCUAAGGAGGCUUGGUUUUGGAUAGAACCUGAAGAGGAAGACAAAAAGGAUGAGGAAGACAAGGAAGAUGAAUGCACAAGCGCAGACUUAAGUGUAUCAGAAAAGCUACACAUCCUGACAGCCUAUUUGAGAGAGGAGCACUUCUAUUGCAUUUGGUGUGGAACAACCUAUGAAGACUCUGAAGAUUUAUCUUCAAACUGUCCUGGAGACAGUGCUGCAGAUCACGACUAAAGCCAGUCUAAAUGAAGAAGCCCUAGAUAAAAGUGCCCUGUCUUGCAGCUGGCAGACAUGAAUGCUGAUGUGGCCAAGGAAAAGACACACCCCAAGUCUUGUUUCUAACAUCUGCUGUCAUUUCAUCGACUGUAAUAAAUUCAUCAAACUCUGGAUUUAAACACAGUGCAAAAGGACAUUUAAUAAGAAUAAUUUCUAAGUUCCUUCUCUUUAUCAACAGACUUAAGAAGGUCAAGUAAAUGAGAUAUAGUGAUUCUUGCUGAAGGGUCCGUUGAAAGCAUCUUUUUGAUUAUGGGUGCCUGCAAAAAAAAUUAAAUGUCAAUAGAUUUUUUUUUUAAGUUAGUACAGUACUCAAAAAGUAUAUUAAAAUGUCAUACCUCUAUUGAAAAAUGGUUGUUGAAGCACUCUGGAAGGUCACCUUUUCUCACAGAAGGCCAUAUCUGAAAUUAAUAAAAGAGAAUACUUCUGGUA
Messenger RNA from Taeniopygia guttata (zebra finch), 1574 nucleotides. RefSeq names its product G-patch domain containing 11 (gene GPATCH11). Gene Ontology annotation, cellular component: kinetochore. NCBI's taxonomy places the organism in Eukaryota, Metazoa, Chordata, Aves, Passeriformes, Estrildidae. The record is from RefSeq and is a predicted model, not a curated record. Gene Ontology annotation, molecular function: nucleic acid binding.